This is a messenger RNA of Owenia fusiformis, 2152 nucleotides long. NCBI's taxonomy places the organism in Eukaryota, Metazoa, Annelida, Polychaeta, Sabellida, Oweniidae. The record is from the annotation of a GenBank genome assembly.
GUAAUAUUCAUUGUAUUACUAAACUCGUAUCACAAUACACAUAGAUAUAUAAAUCAAGUCAUCUGAAAUUAUACAUAUAAAUUGAUUUGUCAGUAAAGGCCAAAAUCAAGAACAAUAGUCUAACGAAUGGGUUUUCGAUCAUUUCCCAGAAAUUUUCUGAAGUUUUUUGACAGUCACAGAGACAGACAGUUACACGAGUCUCAAGCCAAUUACUUAUGUAGACCCCGUGCUAGACCUUAGAAGGAGAAUAUGGCACGGAAGAGGUAAUUUAGUCACAUAUCAUGAGUAGCAGUCAUUAACGUGUAACCAUAGUGAAUCUUCAAGAAACAAAAGGUUUGCAGAAAUCAAAGAAAAUGAGAUUUGUGAAUUGGCUGGCCAACAAUGUAAGGUUAGAGAGCCAGAAGUAUAUAUCAACGAAAGAUAUAUAUUGGAAGUUUUUAAAACAUGAUCCACAGAGUGACAUACCCUAUGCACAAAUGAUUGCGAUUGUGCAAAAGUAUUUCGAUGUGGCUUUAGUCCAAGGUGGCCACAAAGAAUCAUUUGUUCCAUUAUAUUGGAGAAGAAAAAAUGAGAAGAAAAUUGAUUUCUCUCAUGACGACUGUGAAUUUAUAAAAGCAAGGGGAUGGCAGGUACAGUUGAGCGAGCCUUCACAUACAAUCCUAUCCAUUGACACUGGAAUCACCAUAAAUGGGCGCAAGCUAUUGAAGACUGUCACGCUAUUUGAAGACGGAACCGUAAACCUGGAAAUUGCUUCUCGCAAUAUUGAUCUACAGGCCCUCAGAAUUGAUCCUACAUAUAUGAGAACCCAAAAAUCUGUCUUAAAUAUGCUGUGCAUAUUAGAAAAGGUGAUCAUAUGUGAAGCAGUUAAAAAACCAAAUGGGCUGUCGCAAAAAUGUGUUAAAUGCACUGAAGAAAAGUUAACAAAUGGGACAGAACAGAUGAAUGUAAUCAGAAGUAAUGUAUGUCUUCGAGUCCUAAAAUUCUCUUGCAGAGUAAAUUACUGCAGAAAAUGCCAAAAGCAAACUUUGUAUUUAGCAAUACCCGCUCCACCAACAAUAACAUUUGAAAAACAGUUGAGGGAAUUGUUUCCAUCUCUUCCACAUUAUAUGUUAAUUAAUUUGACAGAUUUACAUGAGAAUACCUUUGCAAAAGGUAGUAGAAGGUCACCAGGAACAAUGCAAGUGUGGCUAAGUCUGUAUGCGCAUAACCGUAAUAACUACAGGCUUUUGAAGGAAAGAGGCUUCCAUGUCCCAUCAGAGAGCAUUCUGAAAUGCUACAGAAAUGUGGUACAACAAAAUCCAGACUUCAAAGACAUUAACAUUGAAUGGAUGGCCAAUGAAGCAAAACGGCAGUGUAUGCCCACAAGUGCUUAUUCUGGGGGAAUCAUUUUUGAAGAAAUGAAAAUUGAUGAACGAAUUUCAACCCAAUCUAACGACAGAGAUUUGAAGACUGAAGCUUUUGUUGAAUGCAACCAGGAGUCUCUUGCUCCUACUGUACCUAGUCAAAUACUCCAACUGAGCUACCUUGGGUUCAAUGGCUACCGUUUCCCCUUUGCCUUCCUCCCAAUUACACAAGUAACUGCCUCUCAUUUAAAUAGAAUCUUCUGGAAGGCAGUGAACAAGUUGGCACUGAAUAACUUCAAUGUUCUCUAUUGUAACAUUAAGGAUGGUAUUACAAACAACCAACUGAGGCAAUUUAUGGGGAUACAUUUUCCCAGUGGAAAUGGGGUCCUUCAGCGAUAUGCGAUCGAAAGCCGACAUAAUCCACUUCGAAAGAUCGUUUUAUUAAUAGACAUAAAGAAUGUUACCAUGGAGAUCAGAAACAGCAUCUUUUUAAUUGGUGAUGCAGACUCUCACACCAGGAAACUUCUGCAUCAAGGUCGGGCCAUCACCUCGAAAAUGUGGAUUGACGCAUAUCAGUGGAACAGGAAAAAUCCCAUAUCUGUCCAUAAACACCUUCGUCGUGAGCAUCUAAGGCAUUCAGCAAAGAGGCGUAAUGGAUAUCCAGAGCAUGCAUUGUCACCAGACAUGCUGAAGCUGAUGAGAGAGUUCAGAUCCAGCAAGGGGGCUGAUGGGUCUUAUUUAGAUGCUGCAGUGGAACUCCUUGAGAUGACAUCCACUCUAGUUGAUUUCUUCAAUCACCAUCAAGAUCU